Molecule: messenger RNA, 1581 nt
Organism: Coniophora puteana RWD-64-598 SS2
Lineage: Eukaryota; Fungi; Basidiomycota; Agaricomycetes; Boletales; Coniophoraceae
Exons: 9
Source: RefSeq, a predicted model, not a curated record
AAGAAACCGAAGCAGUUGGUCACGAGUUAUGGACAGAACACAAAGAUGGGCUGCACCUGCAGCCAAACCUAAACUUGACCAGUUUGCAGGACCAUGCGACGCAGCGGUUGACAAGUGGUGGCGGCCCAGAUAACGAAGAUCGUCCUCCACGCUACAAUGUGACAUCCGGACUCGGAGGCCCGCAGUCCAAGAGGUACCCCAUCAAUGGUCCGUGGGUCGAAGCUUUCGUGCGCCCCUCACAAUUGAAGGGACAUCUUGCCCUUCUCUGUGCUUUUCACGAGCUCAAGACGGCGGUGCAGCAAGGUAAUGAUGAGAUGACACCCGCUCUCAUACAGAAGAUGGAUCCAGCGGGGAGAUGGGGAUGGUUCGUGAACUUGGCUGUCGAACGAAUCGAGCGCUGGUGUCUCACCCUCGAGGAUAAUGGCUCUGGUGAUAUGGUACAUCUUCCCCCAAAUGACGUCGUGAUGGUAUGGCACUCUUAUUUGCUUAAUUCUUAUAAGUACGCCGAGGAUACUACACGUAUAAGCCAACUCGGGCGUCUAGUGAAGUAUACCGAGAAGAUGGAUGCGUUUCUUGGUUCUCCCGAUCUUCUGACGACCGAGAAUCCACCUCCAGAGCGUAUCCAAUGGUGGGAGCAACAGACUCGCACGCCAUAUGCGCCGGCCGACGCGAUCGCUGAGCUGACGCACAAGUAUGUUCAGUGUCCGCGAUGCUUCGCUCAAGUCACUGUCCCGUUCGUUACUCCGCAGGGAACAGGCUAUGCACAGAGCAAAUUCAGUCACAAAUGUGAGCGAUGUGGCCAUGAGGUUGACAACGCAUCACUUGGCCUUGCCAAGCUCGUGUGGAAUAUCGUCGAGUCAAAAUCUCCAGACAAAUACCUUGCGAGAACUGUCAUGACCCCUACUGCUAUCAAGGACGAGGGGCUCGCAACGCGCAUUAAGGACCGCGUUCUUGCUGCAAAUCCGGUGCGACGGGUGCUCGACCCGGGAGCGCGACUCGCUAGACAUGAUGCCGAGUACUUCGCGCGUGAAAUACUUCUGAAUGUUAAUUGGUCAUCUCAAAAUCUAUACACUGCCAUGAGCCCCCAGGUUUUACCUCGCAUGCGUACCCUCAUAUCAAGUGCCUACACAGACGAUCGUGUUUUUUCGCUCGACCUUGUGGGUGCGGUGCUACGCCAAGGGUCGUUUAUACAGAAGAUGCACGACCUUGAAUGGACAACGCCGGGUUUCUUUGACUAUGGGGAGGACUACCUGGUGCUAGAGCAUUGUGUUGCUCGAUAUCACGCGUUCUUGGGACUCAUGGCUGAGUCCCCAGAAUUGUUCUUCGUGCCCACACUCGAUAUCGACCUCGCAUGGCACACCCAUCAACUCAUGGCCACAACUUAUCAGCAGAACUGCAGGAGAUACAUCAAGCGAUAUGUUGACCACGAUGACAAGGUGGAAGAAAAUAGCCUCGCCAACUCCUUCGAUGACACAUGUCGCGUAUGGCAAGACAAAUACCACGUGCCGUACAUGCACUGCGGCUGCCCUCUCCCCGGCAACACCAUUGGCCAGAAACUCAAGCGCCUCGUGAACCGAAAAG